Dioscorea cayenensis subsp. rotundata (Guinea yam) is the source of this 1331-nucleotide messenger RNA. RefSeq names its product bifunctional protein FolD 1, mitochondrial-like. Gene Ontology annotation, cellular component: cytosol. Gene Ontology annotation, molecular function: methylenetetrahydrofolate dehydrogenase (NADP+) activity; methenyltetrahydrofolate cyclohydrolase activity. Gene Ontology annotation, biological process: tetrahydrofolate interconversion. The record is from RefSeq and is a predicted model, not a curated record. The transcript is spliced from 5 exons. Lineage: Eukaryota; Viridiplantae; Streptophyta; Magnoliopsida; Dioscoreales; Dioscoreaceae. Bases 93 to 1175 code for a protein of 360 amino acids.
CCUCUGAAUCUGGAUUGGUGAAAAACAAAAGCAACAAGAGCAACAAGAGCAACAAGAGUGAGAGAGAGAGAGAGAGAGAGAGAGAGAGAGAGAUGAGAGCUCUGUUGUCCAAGCUAGCUUGGACACCAAGCUCUAUGGUACUGAGAGGCGCCUUCUCCAGUAACAGGGCAGCCAAGAAUGGUGGGAAGGACGACAUCCUGGGUCCUUGCCUCCCUGACCUCUGGCCCACACCCAGCUCUCUUUCUCCUCCUCCUCUUCCUCCUUCACCUUCACCAAUCAGAGAUGAGGAACUGACUCCAACAAUCAUUAAUGGAGAGUUAAUUGCUAAGGAAAUAAGGUCAUCAAUUGCUGAAGAAGUACGGCAAAUGAAGCAAGCGAUUGAUAAAGUUCCUGGUCUAGCUGUAAUUCUGGUUGGUCAAAGAAGGGACUCUCAAAGUUAUGUACGCUGUAAGAUAAAGGCUUGUGAGGAGGUUGGAAUAUCAUCUCGGGUGGCUGAAUUUCCUGUUGAUUGCAAUGAUAAUGAAAUAGUGAAUGCUGUAUCAAGCUUUAAUGAAGACCCAUCAGUUCAUGGCAUCCUUGUUCAGCUACCUUUGCCACAGCAUAUGAAUGAGGAGAAAAUUCUCAGCGCCUUAAGUUUGGAGAAAGAUGUGGAUGGCUUCCAUCCACUAAAUGUUGGAAAUCUUGCAAUGAGAGACAGAGAACCAUUGUUUAUUCCUUGCUCUGCAAGAGCAUGCAUCGAGUUGCUACUUCGGUCUAAUGUCAAAAUCAUGGGCAAAAACGCAGUUAUCAUUGGUCGAAGCAGGGUGGUUGGUUUGCCAACCUCACUACUAUUACAGAGGCACCAUGCGACAGUGAGCAUCAUUCAUGCUUUCACUGAAAACCCAGAAGACAUCACUCGUGAAGCAGACAUUGUAAUCUCAGCUGCAGGAGUACCCGGCCUUGUCCGUGGUAAUUGGUUAAAGAAAGGAGCAGUUGUGAUUGAUGUUGGAACUAAUGCGAUUGAGGAUCGUGGAAGUAGGCAUGGGUACUAUCUCACUGGAGAUGUUUGCUAUUUAGAGGCAUUGUCGGUUGUUUCAGCAAUAACUCCAGUUCCUGGCGGGGUUGGACCUGUCACAAUUGCGAUGCUUCUUUCAAACACUCUUGAUGCUGCAAAACUUGCAUAUAGACUAUCUUAGUCUCAGAAUUGGCAUUAACUAACAUUUUUAUGAUUCAAAAUUACUCAUUUUUGUUUUAUUAGGUGUCUUUAGCUACUGUGUAGCUCUUUUUCUUCAAAAAAUUACUCAUUUUUGUUAUCACAACCUUGUUUAUUGUUGAAUAUAUUCUUUUGCUUU